Durusdinium trenchii is the source of this 321-nucleotide messenger RNA. Lineage: Eukaryota; Dinophyceae; Suessiales; Symbiodiniaceae. The record is from the annotation of a GenBank genome assembly.
AUGGAUAGUGUCCAGUGGCUUGCAAGGGGAGAUGAUGAAAAGCCCAUUCCCACUCGAGAGGCGGAAGACCGCGAAAGCUGCGUCUCCGCGCUGCUCGGCCUGGUGCCAGCAGCUUGCCUGGCGGAAUCAGACUACCUGUUAGUCGCGAGGUUGUUGCUGAGUGUCCACAACGACCUGCAGCUCUUUAGUCUAGUGCAGCUGCCAUUCUGUGCUCAUGACGCCACGGCACUCAGACGCUAUACACACAGGAGAUGCCUCAAUGUACAGGAGCACAAGUACCACAUCCUCAGGACCUUUGGGAAUCGACCAAGAGCUUUUUGA